ACGCGUAUGCAUUAAGCAACAGCAGCCUACUCAAAUGCUCAAUUUCUACGGAGGAGCAGUGCGCAUCGCACCAGGGUUCGUGAAGGAAAGGAGGCGCCAAGGAAAAGUAGCAGUGGGAAUUCGGUCCGUUUUGUGAGGGGGCGGUCGCAUGUAGCGUAAAUUUUGGUCUAAGGCUUUUGAAAAUGCCUAUAUCCCUGCAGUAACAAACGACAACGAUAUAGGCUAUAGAAACUUACUGGAUAAGAGACGGAGCACAUAUUAGACUGCGAGCAACAGAACCACGCACAUCCUUGAUCCUUCCGUUUUGGAUUUAAACUACAGGCAAAUUAAAUUGCUAUAUGAGGGAACAAACCAAACGAUACUGUAUCGACAUGUGUCGGGGGACAAUGAAUACAACCGAAGAAUACGGCAUCAAAGUGUUCCGAGCUGCACCAUGAAGACCCAGAAGGCUGGGGACCCCGGGGGCCAGACACCAAGCUCUCCUUCCCCACGCCAACGGAUGGCUGGUUUCAGCCUGCGGGGUCGGAAGAAGGAGGGCCUGAUCCGCGGCGAGCUGCGCAUCCACUCCAUGCCAGGAGCCUUCCUGGUGCUGGGGGUCAUCGUGGUGGUGGUGGGCACAGCCCUGGCAGUGGCUGGGUACUGGCCCUACCGGACCCAGCGUUCCCAGCUGCUAGGAGUUGGACAACAAGGCUCUGGUUCUGUAGACGGGGCAGGAGGAGUUAGAGGUGGGGGUGUCUCUGAACCCCAGUCAUCCGGUUGGAACCUGGGGGCUAAGAGCCUCCUGACCACGGCCAGUCUGAUCCACAGUGAGCGGAUGAAGCUCCUGGGACCAGUCAUCAUGGGCGUGGGGCUGUUCAUCCUCAUCUGUGCCAACACGGUGCUGUACGAGAACCGCGACAGGGAGACCCAGAUGCUGCUGGCCCAGAUGCGAAGCGUCAUCUGUUCGGUGUCGGCGGCCGUGCCCUCGGCCGACCUCUCAGACAUGUCAGCAGCCAACUCCAUGGCCAGACACUACCAGUGGGUGAGCAGUCUGCCUGCCACCCACCUUAACAUCCUCUAUCUGCAGCAGCUGGCCAGCUCAGAGCCCCUGCUGCAGACGACCAGAGACAGCAGAGAGGAGGAGGAGAGGGCAACUGACUGUAUGUACCAGCAGGCCACCGUACAGACGGAGGCUCUACACCACCAGGACUCAGCCUCGACCCCUUCCCUCCACUCCUCCCACUCCAACUCAUGCAACUCCAGCAAGAUGGGCUUCAACACGGGGAGGGACGGUGGUGGUGGUGGGCCAAGAGUAGGGGGCUUCAGCCCGGACCCCCAGCCCGCUCACCUCUUUAAGCUCAACAACUGUCUGGUGUCAGCCAGCUCCCUGUCCACUCUGGGAGGGGACGACUGGGAGAGGUCGGAGGUCACAGCCACGCUGCCCAGGCGCUCCCACAGUCUGAGCUACAGGACUAACCCAGGCCCUCAUGGGCCCCAGACUGUAAAAUGCCAACAGGAAGGGGCCAUACGACCCUGGGGACCUGGGGCAGACCCAGAGGGAGUGCGGACUGAGCCCAGCUCAGACGUGUAUGUGAACAUGGUUGGGUGUGGAGGUGUGGAGCCCCCGGAGCUCACCCCCGUAGAGGAGCAGAGGCACCGCAGCUGGCCCCGGUUAGCCCUGGGCUGUGCCCGCAGGUACCUGAAGCUGGACAAUAAGGAGGACUCGGUGGACAGACUACUAGACCAAUUGGAGCAGCAGUGUUCUCAGUGGGAUAACAGUUUCGGCUCAGGGCCUUUCCAGUGAGAGCCAGUAAAGGUCCCAUAUCUCAAUAAGGCCCCAUAUCAGGGUCCUCGGUCUGUUUUUUUAAAAGCAGCUUAUAAAGAAAGAUCCUCAUGAAUGCUGAUAUAUCCACAACUAGGAGAAGGAGCUUUUUCCAUUGGAUCAUAACUGUGCACUGUUUUCACUGACUCCUGAAACCGGGAAAGGAGGCUAUAACAGAAACCGUUCAAGUGAUAUCCAGUUGAUGUAUGAAGCUGAUUUCCUCUCUCUUAGGAUACACAGUACAGUGUUGAACGGUUUCCAAAUCUGAAGAGACAGACCUUUAGAGACCUUGUUUCUCGGACUUCCCAUGGCGUGGAUAUAUAAACACAAGUGUCGGAGGACUCCAGAUGAAUUGGAUCAGCUUGGCAGACAUCAUUAUUUAAGAGGGGAACAAUACACAUACUGUCAAAUAUGAGUUUGAAAGAUUUGCCAGUCUGUUUACUGGGUGGCAGUUCGGCUUGGCACUUGGUAGUAAUGUGUUGGAAUCAAUUUGUCUUUCAUUGACAAAGCGUUGCUAGUUUUCAGGACACAGCAAGCACAUCCGAAUGUGGGAGGUAGAACCACAUUCUAAUGAGGGACCGUCUACACUUUGCAAUCAAUUUAAAAACCAAACAACUGUAACCUGGUGAGCGCAAGAUGUGCUAAUGACAACAGCUAGUCAAAUAAAAAAUAUGUCCGUAGGAGACUAAAACAGGUGCAUGAUGAUAGAGAUGUCAUGUGUCAUCUACAUCUACAUAGUUAUGCAGAAUAAUGGUUGUGUAUUGGCUGUGUAUCAGAACAAGAGAGAGUCAAUAAUAGGUUGGUUAACACUAUAUUUAAAUGGUACGUACAUAAGGACUUCAUAACACACGAAUAAACAGUACAUAAGCAUUUAUUAAGCAUUAUGUAUGGCUUAUGAAUGUGUAAUAAAUCCCUUAUGUAGGUACCCUUCAACUACUAUGCUCUCCGUUUACUGUAGUUCUAUUGGUUAUUACCGAGGCUGUGUACCAAAUAACACCCUAUUCCCUAUAUAGUGCACUACUUAAGACCAGAGCCCUAUUCCCUCUUUAGUACACUACUUUAGACCAGAGCCCUAUUCCUUAUAUAGUGCACUACUUUAGACCAGAGCCCUAUUCCCUAUAUAGUGCACUACUUAAGACCAGAGCCCUAUUCCCUAUAUAGUGCACUACUUAAGACCAGAGCCCUAUUCCCUAUAUAGUGCACUACUUUAGACCAGCACUCAUAGGGCUCAAAAGUAGUGUUCUGUAUAGGGCAGGGGUUUUUCAUCCUUGUUCCUGGAGAGAUAUCCUCCUGUAGGGUUUAACUCCAACCCUGUUCCCAGAGAGAGAUCCUCCUGUAGGGUUUAACUCCAACCCUGUUCCCAGAGAGAGAUCCUCCUGUAGGGUUUAACUCCAACCCUGUUCCCAGAGAGAGAUCCUCCUGUAGGGUUUAACUCCAACCCUGUUCCCGGAGAGAGAUCCUCCUGUAGGUUUAAACUCCAACCCUGUUCCCGGAGAGCUAAUGCCCUGUAGGUUUAAACUCCAACCCUGUUCCCAGAGAGCUAUCCUCCUGUAGGUUCAGGGAAUAGGGUGCUAUUUGAGACUCAACCCCAGGUAACCGACGGUGAGGAAACCCUUCCCUUCCUCAUGUCUACCAUCCUGUUGAUUUUCUCUCUGCCUCAUCUCAGAGUGCAUCUUGUGUUUGUCCCAAAAUGGCACCAAACUCCCUACAGAAGUAGUGUACUGCUUUUGACCAGGGCUCAUAGUGCUCUGGUUAAAAGUAGUGUUCAAUAUAGGGAAUAGGGUGCCAUUUGGGAUGCAGGCUUAGUGUUUACGAAGAGGGGGUCAAACCUUCAUCCGUCCAAUACAGGUGAGGGAAUGGAGGACAGACCAGUCAGUGUCGACGCUGUCCGUCUCUGAUUUAAUGGAAUGGUCAGUGUUUUUGCAUGCAGUUGGGGUGUGUGGGGCUACGUGAUUAAGACAUGUUUGGUUCACUAGAGAACAAGACCCCCCCCACACACACACACACUGGCUGAUGUGGAGAGAAGACUCCACUGUGUUUGCAAUGCCACAGUCUCUCUCUAUUUCUCUCUCUUGUCAGUGUUGCCUGUUUUGUAUGGCAUGUCAGUGUGACAAUAUGUGUUCUAAAUGUACAGUAUUAACAAGCAAUAUCAGUAGGUCUGCCAGAACAAUUAUUGUCUGUGUCUGGCCCUGUCGACCCACAUACCAAGGCAAAGCUUUAAAAAAGAAAUUGGGGAAAAAAAUCCUUGUGUUUCGUUUGUUCAACUUGGGGUAUUUAUGUGGCAUCACUAUUUCUGUGCUCAACACUGAUGACCCUAUUCCUCACCAGACAGGGGCUAUGCGUCUCAUUGUUCCUCCCAGGUCGAGGAUGUAAACCUGGGAUGUGACGCAACGGG
Oncorhynchus gorbuscha (pink salmon) is the source of this 4196-nucleotide messenger RNA. RefSeq names its product transmembrane protein 200A-like. The transcript is spliced from 2 exons. The coding region runs from base 434 to 1783 and encodes 449 amino acids. NCBI's taxonomy places the organism in Eukaryota, Metazoa, Chordata, Actinopteri, Salmoniformes, Salmonidae. The record is from RefSeq and is a predicted model, not a curated record.